Zymoseptoria tritici IPO323 is the source of this 2255-nucleotide messenger RNA. Its product is annotated as C6 transcription factor. NCBI's taxonomy places the organism in Eukaryota, Fungi, Ascomycota, Dothideomycetes, Mycosphaerellales, Mycosphaerellaceae. The coding region runs from base 354 to 2255 and encodes 633 amino acids. The transcript has 2 exons. Gene Ontology annotation, biological process: positive regulation of transcription by RNA polymerase II. Gene Ontology annotation, molecular function: zinc ion binding; DNA-binding transcription factor activity, RNA polymerase II-specific; transcription cis-regulatory region binding. Gene Ontology annotation, cellular component: nucleus. The record is from RefSeq and is a predicted model, not a curated record.
ACACCAGACUCAGCAUGCCGGCCGGACGUUGAAGGUUAUUCUGCGGAGUUGUGGAGAAGGUUGGAUGGAGCACAUCGGAGAGACAUGCAUAUGCUUCGCCCGGUUCUGAGAGCAGAUCUUCAGGACCGAGCUCACUUUGGACAUCGCGUCCGCCGCCAGCAUGGUAACGACUCUCUACAUGGCCGCGUGGAGGAAUCGGAGAUGCCGCGUGGGCAGCAAAGCAAUUGUCGUCCCUGACGGUCCCUACGUGGUUCCAAGGACCGCCACGUUCCCAGCCCCGCACGGCUCGUGUCCAACAUCCGGGCACUUUUGUAGGCGGAGGCGAGGCAUCCGCUCCUUUUCGGAGGAUUAGCAUGGCGGCGACCACUGGUGAUCAUACGACACCCGAUGAGGACAAGUCAGGGCAGCAGAAGGACGGCAGACUGGCGACCGUGGGAAAGAAACGUACCCGGACAGGCUGUCUGAAUUGCCGCCGGAAACGCAGAAAAUGCGAUGAAUUCAAACCUCAGUGCACCGGCUGCAAAGCGAGGCAUGAAGUGUGUGAAUGGGGCGUACGAUUGAACUUCCGGCCGGAUAACAUGCAGACCAUGGGCCCGGAGCACCCUUCAAUGAGACAAGCAGCGUCUUCCUGCUCGAAAGCGCAAAACUUCAAGAUCAUUGAUGUCACAUCUGAGGUGAUCAGAGACUACUUCGAGGAGACUGCCAUCGACGAGAUCCAGGAGUCCCUCCGGCCGCCAAGCGCGAACACAUCGAAAAGCCCGCCGAAUGUCUCAUUGCCCCUGGGAAGCACUCCUAAUAAUCUCGAUCUUGAACAUAUGGGGAGCAUCGCAUCCCAGAUUCGGAGUCCGCCGUCUCUCGACAUCCACCCAGAUCUGAUAAGCGACACACCACUGCUUCCCGAUGCGAGCGUGUUCUUCUUGUCGCCGCAGUACAGCGACCCAGCUUUCGAAGAUGGGAUCUUUCUACCCGGAUCGCAGUACCAAGAGCUUCACGCAACGUUGCGAAGCCGCAUCAUCGAUACAGCGCGUUCGACCGUGCCCUCGCGGAUGCAUUCGCCUGAACCCCACCCGGUCCAUGUGGAAGUUGACUUCGACGAUGAAGAGUCACGGCGACUGGCUCAUCUCUCACCUGAAUACGAGUAUGAACUUUGGCAGAAUUACAUCGAGGAAGUAGCCUCAUGGCUGGAUAAGUUCGACAUCAAUCGGCACUUCGAGUUAGUGCUUCCCAUCAUGGCCAAGCAGCAUCCUCACCUUCGUUACUCCAUACUGGCUCUCUCGGCUCGACAAAUGGAGCGCAAAGCCCGAACUAUGGAUAACUCGUGCAGUCUGGCAUUGUACCAGCAUGCCAUUCACCUGCUCUCGCCACUACUUCAGCAACGAACAACAGAAGUACUAGCAUCGUGCGUCGUGUUAUGCGUACUGGAGAUGAUGAGCUGUUCACCCAAAGCUUGGAGACGUCACCUGGACGGAUGUGCCGCGCUGAUACAAGCGCUUGGAAUCUCAGGAGCCUGUGGAGGGCUUGAACAAGCGUUGUUCUGGUGUUUCGCUCGAAUGGACGUCUGCGGUGGUUUCAUCUCAUCGGAAAAGACUCUGAUCCCAAUGCAUAAAUGGAUUGGCGGGAUGGACAUCAACGAAGACGUCUCCAUCAUGCUGGAUCUUCACGGCUCAUUCGACAUGUACGCGAACCACGCCGUGUACCUAUGCGGCCAAGUCGUGGAUAUGCUUUGCUCUUCUGGAAAAUGGGAGCAGCGCCAUAGUCAGCAUCUCACCCCGUCGAUGGACGGCACAGAGUACAUCAAUAACUGGUCCCGGCUAUUCGAGCACUUGGACCGAUGGUACAACAACCGGUCCGAGGAAAUGAAGCCGCUGCUGACGAUACCUUCUCCAAUUGGUGACGAGACGAAGCCAUUCCACACAUUGCUGUACGGCAAUGGUCCCGCCACAUCCGGGAACCAGAUGUACCACACCGGCGCGUUGCUCAUGCUGAAGUUCAAGCCCUCGCACGUGCAAUUUGCCAGGAAACCUCCUUCUCUGUUGUGGCAUGCGCGCCAGAUUUGUGCCAUCUCAGUCUCGAAUCGGCAUCAUGGCUGCUGGACAAAUAGCGUGCAGCCCUUGUGGAUUGCUGGUCAGCAUAUGAGUCACCCGAGCGAACAUCGGGCGAUCUUGGAGCAUUACGAGCGUAUUGAGAGGGAGAUCGGAUGGGCGACUGAGUGGAGAGCCGCGGAUCUGAAGGAGUAUUGGGGUGAGGACGAUUGA